Molecule: messenger RNA, 318 nt
Organism: Ascoidea rubescens DSM 1968
Lineage: Eukaryota; Fungi; Ascomycota; Saccharomycetes; Ascoideales; Ascoideaceae
Exons: 1
Coding region: 1-318 (105 amino acids)
Source: RefSeq, a predicted model, not a curated record
AUGACCAGCGACUUUGCUGAAUCUCAAAAGGAGGACCCACAGCGGCUUGCUGAUUUUGAACCGCAAUAUAUUUCACACAUUCAAGCAGUAGCAAAUGCUGAGAUCCCAUUGCAGGUGUUGAAGUAUGUCGGUCCAAAUGCCGAUAUAGCCAUUGUCUACCGCGCCAAGAACUUUGCUGUCAAGUGUGCUGAUCAUCCAGUCAAUUUGAAACCCACCAGCCUUUAUUCAAUCACCUACCACUUUGUAGAAGAGUUGAUCAAAUUGGCUUUCACUUUGGCAAGAGUUUUUACUAAAGUUAUAGAUGCUCAAGUGAAAUGA